This is a messenger RNA of Fusarium vanettenii 77-13-4, 1359 nucleotides long. RefSeq lists its product as uncharacterized. The coding region runs from base 1 to 1359 and encodes 452 amino acids. Gene Ontology annotation, biological process: unsaturated fatty acid biosynthetic process. Gene Ontology annotation, cellular component: endoplasmic reticulum membrane. The record is from RefSeq and is a predicted model, not a curated record. The transcript is spliced from 2 exons. NCBI's taxonomy places the organism in Eukaryota, Fungi, Ascomycota, Sordariomycetes, Hypocreales, Nectriaceae. Gene Ontology annotation, molecular function: stearoyl-CoA 9-desaturase activity; iron ion binding; heme binding.
AUGUGCCCUGAUGGCACAACCGACUACAAACCACUACGUGGUCGGCCGAGAGACAUCAACGGGACGCAUAUACAAGACAUUCCUCUUACUUGGGGCAACUGGUACAAGAAGGUUGACUGGCUCAACACCACCUUUAUCAUCUUCAUCCCUGCCAUUGGGCUAAUGUCGUCGUAUUGGGUGGCCCUUCAUCCAUAUACUGCAAUCUUUUCCGCCAUUUACUACUUCAACACCGGCCUUGGCAUCACAGCAGGGUAUCAUCGUUUGUGGUCCCACCACUCAUUCAAGGCCACCCUACCUCUACAAAUCUACCUGGCCGCAAUGGGCGCUGGUGCCGUGGAAGGUUCCAUCCGAUGGUGGGUAAAAGGCCAUCGUGCGCAUCAUCGGUAUACCGACACAGACCAGGACCCUUACUCUGUCAACAAAGGCUUUCUAUACUCACAUCUUGGCUGGAUGGUGAUGAAACAGAAUCCCAAGCGACUUGGCCGUACGGAUAUCUCAGAUCUCAAUGAGGACCCUGUCGUCGCCUGGCAGCACUGCCAUUUCUUGUCCUGUGUGGUCGUCAUGGCCAUUGUGUUUCCGACGCUCAUCUGUGGCCUGGGCUGGGGCGACUGGAGUGGCGGGUUUGUCUAUGCAGGCAUCCUCCGUAUUUUUACGGUACAGCAAGCUACUUUCUGUGUCAAUUCGUUGGCGCACUGGCUUGGGGACCAGCCCUUUGAUGAUUGCAGGUCUCCUCGGGAUCAUUUCGUCACGGCUCUCAUCACGCUCGGAGAGGGCUAUCACAACUUCCACCAUGAGUUUCCGUCAGACUAUCGGAAUACUAUUGAAUGGUGGCAGUAUGAUCCUACCAAGUGGGUCAUUAUGAUCUGGGAGUUCUUUGGCCUCGCCUACGAUCUUAAGCAGCUACGGUCCAACGAGAUUGAAAUGGGCCGUACCCAGCAACUGCAGAAGAAGCUAGAGCACAAACGAGCUGCCAUUGACUGGGGAACGCCUUUGGGACAACUCCCUGUCAUUGGUUGGGACGACUUUAUCAGACGGAGUAAGGAAGGCGAGGCCUUAGUAGUCAUCGCCGGCAUUGUCCAUAACGUGGCGGAUUUUAUGAAGGACCACCCUGGAGGCAAGGCCCUGAUCAGUUCUGGUAUUGGCAAAGAUGUUACUGCCAUCUUCAACGGCGGCGUGUACAACCAUUCUAACGCUGCGCACAACUUCCUAUGCGCCAUGAGAGUCGGUCUCUUGCGAGGGGGCUGCGAGGUGGAGGUUUGGAAGCAUCACAUCAAUGACUUGGCUGGUCAUGGCAUUAGGCCUGCAGGAGGGCAGGCCACCAAGAUUGUCCAGCCCAUUCAGGGUGCCGAAACGGCCUAG